Messenger RNA from Marmota flaviventris (yellow-bellied marmot), 1533 nucleotides. It is a transcript of the gene Ormdl2, whose product is annotated as ORMDL sphingolipid biosynthesis regulator 2. The record is from RefSeq and is a predicted model, not a curated record. Lineage: Eukaryota; Metazoa; Chordata; Mammalia; Rodentia; Sciuridae. Gene Ontology annotation, cellular component: endoplasmic reticulum membrane.
ACGUGCUCCUGAAGCUGGCAGGGGUCUCGCUGAAUCACCGAGAUUUGCAGUCCUCCUGCCUCAGCCUCCCGAGUGUUAGCACGAUUUUAGUAGCCACGUUCAGACUAGAACUGCCCCUAGCAAAACUGGGGCACCACUCAAGGCGCUAAGCUCAGGUCCCUUUCUGGCCCAAUUUAGAAACUGGGCAAGUUCUUGUGGCCUCCACGCUUGAGGGAAGGAAUGAGGUUACUAGCCGCUGACAUGCCUAGAGACAGGUCGGACAAGCCCCAGCGAAAAAGGUGGGGACUCGAGGUAGCUUUACUCUAAUCCCUUGUAUUGGUCCCGAUUUAUUUUACUACUCUUCUGGAACUUUGGGUAUAUGUGGCCUCUUCAUCAUUCCUUAUCCUUAAGAAAGGUAAAGUGAGAUACUCCUAUUUUCCCCUGCUCCUAGAAGUGGAUACCCCAAGCCUAGGCUUACUGCCUUGUUGCAGUUGAAGUGUAAGGAUCUGAAUAAAAAUCACCACAUCUCUACAAGAAGGAUGGACUAUUCUUGGCUUUUCAAGUUUUCCCCCCCUAGUCUUCAGUUUUUCCUUUCUGCAUGAUAGGGAAAUUCUUUGAUUCCCAAUAGAAUUCAGAGAAUUUUGGCUCUUCAGGAGAUAACUAUGGGAAACAAACUCAAACAGGGGUUGAGAGGAAAUUGAGUUGGACUCCCACCUGAUCCCUCACUGUGGUAGGAUGAAUGUGGGGGUGGCACACAGUGAAGUAAACCCCAACACCCGAGUGAUGAAUAGUCGGGGCAUCUGGCUGGCCUACAUCAUCUUGGUAGGACUGCUGCAUGUGGUUCUACUCAGCAUCCCCUUCUUCAGCAUUCCUGUUGUCUGGACCCUGACCAACGUCAUCCAUAACUUGGCAAUGUAUAUCUUCUUACAUACAGUGAAAGGAACACCCUUUGAAACCCCUGACCAAGGAAAGGCUCGGCUACUGACGCACUGGGAGCAGAUGGACUAUGGGCUCCAGUUUACCUCUUCCCGCAAAUUCCUUAGCAUCUCUCCUAUCAUACUCUAUCUCCUGGCCAGCUUCUACACCAAAUAUGAUGCUGCUCACUUCCUCAUCAACACUACCUCACUGCUCAGUGUACUGCUGCCUAAGUUACCUCAAUUCCAUGGGGUUCGUCUCUUUGGCAUUAACAAAUACUGAGGGAUGGGGCUAAGAACAGUUCCACGGGCAUGGAGAAGGUGCUGGAAAAUAAGGCUAUAACAUCUUCCCCUUUGUGUGUCUUGAAAGUCCGAGAAGUAUAUAACCUCUCCCCAAACUCUCAGAAAGGGGAGAUUAGGAAAUGGGGCUCCUGGGCCCAGCCCUGCUAUGUGCAAGAUUCUUUGAAUCCGGAAAAGCAGAUGGGGUUAAGAGCCAAAUCAACAGGAAGGUAUCCAAGUUUGGGCAGCUUGUUUGGUGAUUACAUUUUUCCAUAUCUUCCACCCCUACCACCUUCUAGCUUCUGCUUUGUCUUUUCCUUAUAAUAAAGUAACUUUUUCAGUGAUGGCUACAAUUCAAUCA